Messenger RNA from Dermatophagoides pteronyssinus (European house dust mite), 2529 nucleotides. Its product is annotated as fanconi-associated nuclease 1-like. Gene Ontology annotation, molecular function: flap-structured DNA binding; 5'-flap endonuclease activity; 5'-3' exonuclease activity. The record is from RefSeq and is a predicted model, not a curated record. Gene Ontology annotation, biological process: interstrand cross-link repair. Gene Ontology annotation, cellular component: nucleus. NCBI's taxonomy places the organism in Eukaryota, Metazoa, Arthropoda, Arachnida, Sarcoptiformes, Pyroglyphidae.
CUAACAAUUAUUGUUGGUGUUUGCCGCCAAAUUCUUUUUUAUUUUUUAUUUUUUUGUAAUCAAACUUUCCAUUAAACGAAAAUAAUAAUGACAACUAAAGUGGGCAAUAAAAAACAAAAAACAAUUUUAGAUUUUUUCAAAAAAACUAAUGAAAAUGUAAAAAAUUCAAAUAUCUCAUCGAUAAAUUCGAAAAAUUUAGAUGUGAUUACAAUCGUUGAUGAUACCGACAACAUUAAUGUUAAUGAUAAAAACAACAAUGAUGAUGAUAAAUGUGAUGAAAGUAAAAAAUUCCUUGCAGAUAAUAAUCUUAAUAUUAUAAAUCAGAAUAAUAAACGACCAUUGGAUGUAGAAAUUUUGGCCACUAAAGAAUCGAAAAGUGUUGAAAAUCCUAUCCAAGAAAUUAACUAUUUUAACGAAAAUUUAUGUCAAUUUUUAUUCGAAGAACUAGAUAUUAAUGAUAAAAGCAAUCAGGAUUUUAAUGAAAUAGAUACUAAUGUUAAUGGUGAAAAGAUCGAACCGAAAUCGAUGACAAUCGACAAUGAACAACAGCAAUUGUAUUCGAAUUCUGUAAAAAUGUUUCUCGAAUUUCGACAUAUUAUUCAAACAGUAUUGGAAAAUCCAUUAAAUGAGCAUUUAUUCAACGAACAAGAUUGGAAAACAAUUCAAGAUCUGACCAGUUUGGAUGGAUCAAUUCAAUUAUUAUUCAUACGAUUGUAUAUGCGAAAACAUGAUUGGAUUAGAAUUGCAAAUAUUAAAUAUCCACAACUUUUUGCUGAAGGAGAAAAUAAUAAUGACCAUUCAAACCAAUUAGAAAUCCUACUUAAAUCGGGUUUCCUACUUGAUCACACAAGUUUAAAAUCAAUUGAAGAUGGCUUUUCAGCGCUAACAUUUCCGGAGAUUAAAAAUUUCCUGAAAAAAUACAAUGGUUUUAAGAUGCCUAAAUCGACACAAAAAUCAAAAGUAAUUGAAGCAUUUCUUCAUUAUAUACGUACGACAAGAUCGGUGUGCAUGACUAGUAAAACGAUUCAAGAACAGGUAUUGCAAAGACUUCGAAAUUUUUGCCAAGAUAAAUGUAUCCGAAUCAAUGAAACCAAAUCCGAAAUAUUAGAUCGAAUAUUUUUACUAUAUCAUUCACCUAAUGAUUUGUUGGAAAUUUUCGAAGAUAAUAAUGAAGAUCAUUGGUAUCGACGUGCAUUGGGUGAUUAUUAUGUUGAUAAGAAAAUUAAUCUUGUAUCUAAACAAUUAGAAGCCAAUAUUUACUGUGAUCGUGAUGAAUUUUCAGAAUUUGUCAAAGCGUUUACUAUAUAUUGUGAAAUUGUCGUAUUGAACAAUCAAAAACGUUUCGACGAAGUCAUAAAUCGCCUUUUUCCAUUUAUUUCGGAACAAUAUGAUAUUUCUAUGAUUAAAUGGUCGGAUAAAGAUUCUCAAUUGGCAGAAUUCUUGCGACCUUUCACAGCAACUGGAAUGUAUAUUCGAUGUUUACAUCAAUGUUUAACGUCAUUUGACAAGAAUCGAUUGCAUUUAAUAUUUGUUGCCAAUGUGUUGAAGUUACUUGGACAAGAUAUUUACGGUUUACGAUAUAGACCACAUUGGUAUAUUCGAGCAUCUUUGAUCAGUCAAAAUUAUUUGAAAAAUCCAGAACUAGCCGAAAAAUUUUGCAUGAAUGGAUUGAGCGAUCCAUCUGUUCGUUAUGAUCAUCGUCUUGAACUAUACAACCGAUUGUUAAAACUGAAAAAACAAAGUAACGAAAAUCUUUCAGACCUUUGUCCAGAAUAUCAUAAACAAAAUUUAUACAAAAAACGUACUAUUGUUGCCUCAUAUCGUCAUAUUGAAAAUGAAACGGAUAGGAAGAAUUUCUUUGUUGCAAAUCAUAAAAAUGGUGAUGUAGAGAUGAUAUCGGUCGAAGAAGUUGUUCGUCGUCAUUACCUAAAUGAAGGUUAUACAAAUGGUAUUCAUUGUGAAUCUAAAGUGUAUCAUUUGUUAUUCGAAUUAUUGUUAUGUGACAUUCUAUUCUCCACCAACAUUCCUGAUACUUUUCGUUAUAAUGGACAAAGAGUUCCAUUGGAUUUAUGUUAUGAUUCAUUCUAUCAGCAACGUAAAUCUUUGAUCGAUGACCGAAUUGAUGAAAUUUCUAGAUGGUCACGAGACGAAAUCGCAUCUAAUAUAAUUAAAGCAAUAAAUACCGAAUAUCCUAUCGACAUCGAAUAUAUUGCUGAGAAUAAUUUGCAUGAUAUCGCUUAUUGUAUGACCGCAGAAAAAUUGGCAAAAAUUUUGCAAAUGUUGGCUACAAAUUAUCGUCAUCUUCGAAAAGGUUUUCCUGAUUUGAUCAUGUGGAAUAGAGAUACAGAAAAAUUCAAAGCAAUCGAAGUGAAAGGACCUAUGGAUCGUAUAUCAAAUAUACAAUCAAUUUGGUUAUCCAAAAUGACAGAAAUUGAAUUAGAUUGUGAACUUUGUACAGUUAAACCAAAAGAUGAUCAAGCUUAAUUUGAUAAAAUGUGUGUAAAUUGUUGUUUUUGUCUGUAAAAUAAA